AAAGAUGCGAAGAGAGAUGAAAAUGGCGAAAUUAAGAAAGAAGAUGAAUUUGAAGAGAAGGCAAUGGCAACCUCUCCUGACGGCAGAUUUCUCAAGUUUGAUGUGGAGAUCGGAAGAGGGUCGUUCAAGACAGUAUUUAAAGGGUUGGACACAGAGACUGGUGUCGCAGUGGCUUGGUGUGAAUUACAGGAUAAGAAAUGGAACAAAAGUGAACGUCAGAGGUUUAAAGAAGAAGCUGAAAUGUUAAAGGGAUUACAGCAUCCCAAUAUCGUGAGAUUUUACGAUUAUUGGGAAGAGGUCAAUCAACGAGGGCGAAAGGUCAUUAUCUUGGUUACUGAAUUAAUGACAUCCGGAACGCUGAAAACAUAUAUCAAGAGGUUUCGUAAAAUUAAUCUAAAAGUAUUAAAGAAUUGGUGUAGACAGAUAUUAAAAGGCCUGUAUUUUUUACACACGAGAACACCACAAGUUAUACAUCGUGAUCUAAAAUGUGAUAAUAUAUUUAUAACUGGUACUACUGGUUCUGUUAAAAUUGGAGAUUUAGGAUUGGCUACGUUAAAAAAUAAAUCUUUUGCUAAGAGUGUAAUAGGUACCCCUGAGUUUAUGGCUCCAGAAAUGUAUGAGGAACAUUAUGACGAGGCCGUGGAUGUUUAUGCUUUUGGUAUGUGUAUGUUGGAGAUGGCCACAUCAGAAUAUCCCUAUAAAGAAUGUACUAACGCUGCCCAGAUCUACCGUAAAGUCACUAGUGGUGUCAGACCUGAAGCUUGUGAUAAAGUUAUAGAUCCUGAGAUACGAGAUAUAAUAGAGGGUUGUAUAACACCCAAUAGAACUGAAAGAUACAGUGUUAAACAGUUAUUACAACACGAUUUUUUCCUAGAAGAUACUGGACUCAAGGUGGAGCUAGUAAAUAAAGAAGAUGAAGGGAAUGAUGGGAAGGUUAUAUUGUUACGUUUACGUGUCGUAGAUCCUAAAAAACGUAAAGAUAAA
Molecule: messenger RNA, 984 nt
Organism: Lottia gigantea (owl limpet)
Lineage: Eukaryota; Metazoa; Mollusca; Gastropoda; Lottiidae
Exons: 6
Biological process (GO): intracellular signal transduction; positive regulation of potassium ion import across plasma membrane; protein phosphorylation
Cellular component (GO): cytoplasm
Molecular function (GO): potassium channel inhibitor activity; ATP binding; chloride channel inhibitor activity
Source: RefSeq, a predicted model, not a curated record